UUGUGCCUGCUGUCCGCCUGUCUGUCUGCUUCGGGGGAGAAAAUCAGCUCCGUGUUUACAUCCGACCCCGGAGAUCACCGACUCAGGACGGACUGAACCCCCGGGGACACAUGGAGCCUCUCGGCAGGGACGAUGUGAAGGGCCCGGUGCUGCACAUCGUGGUGGUCGGAUUUCACCACAAAAAGGGCUGUCAGGUUGAGUUCUCGUACCCGCCGCUGAUGCCUGAUGAGGGUCACGACAGUAACGUGCUGCCGGAGGAGUGGAAGUACCUCCCUUUCCUGGCUCUUCCUGACGGAGCGCACAACUACCAGGAAGACACUGUGUAUUUUCACCUGCCGCCCCUCAACGAGGACAUGAAGUGUGUCUACGGAGUUUCCUGCUAUCGCCAAAUAGAAGCAAAGGCCCUGAAGGUCCGACAGGCUGACGUCACCAGGGAGACGGUGCAGAAGAGCGUCUGCGUCCUCAGUCGAGUGCCUCUCUACGGUCUGCUUCAAGCUAAACUCCAGCUCAUCACACACGCCUACUUCGAGGAAAAAGACUUCUCACAGAUCUCUAUUUUACAGGAACUGUACGACCACAUGAACGGCUCUCUGAGGGGCUCGGCUCUGGAGGGAUCACAAGUUUAUCUGGGUUUAUCACCAAGAGAUUUAAUACUGCACUUUCGACACAAGGUUCUCAUCCUCUUCAAGCUUAUUCUGCUGGAGAAAAAGGUCCUGUUCUACGUGUCUCCUGUCAACAGACUAGUCGGAGCUCUGAUGACAGUUUUAUCUCUGUUUCCAGGAAUGAUCGAGCACGGCCUCGUGGACUCGUCCCACUACAGGCCGAAGAGCAGCCUGUCAGAGGACGUGACUCUGUUGGAGAGCGUCUCAGGAGCCGAGGAGUUCGUCUCCGUGUCCGUCACCGACAUCGCCACCACCACAGAGGAGACCGUCCAGCCCGCCGCAGAGUCCCUGUACUCCGGGAACAGCACAGAGGGGGACAACCACCUCCUGAAGCCGCCGUCACGCACCUCCCCAGAGUCCUCAGAGAGCGACUGGGAGACUCUGGACCCCAGCGUGUUGGAAGACAGUCCCAAAGAGGCAGAAGAGGGGAAGGAGCCGGAGCUGCUGGACGCAUUCGACUCUAAGCCGGGGACGCCCAUCACUGUGCAGCCGCAGUCCGCCAGCGGUCAGGGAGGCGUCGUCCAGGGUCUGGUGUCGGGGCUGGAGGAGGAUCAGUACGGCCUGCCGCUCCCCAUCUUCACCAAGGGUUACCUGUGUCUGCCCUACAUGGCCCUGCAGCAGCACCACCUCCUGUCUGACGUGACGGUGAGAGGCUUCGUUGCCGGGGCGACCAACAUCCUCUUCCGCCAGCAAAGGCACCUCAGUGAUGCCAUCGUCGAGGUGGAAGAAGCUCUCAUCCACAUCCAGGACCCAGAGCUUCGGAAGAUCCUGAAUUUGACGACGGCGGACCUGCGUUUCGCCGACUACCUGGUGAAACACGUGACGGAGAACCGCGACGACGUUUUCUUGGACGGGACGGGCUGGGAGGGCGGAGACGAGUGGAUCAGAGCCCAGUUCACCCUCUACCUCCACUCCUUACUGUCCUCGACAUUACAGCAAGAUAACGAGCGGCUGCUGGCUGAUUUCGGCGCUCCUUUCAUUGCAGCCUGGAGGAUCACACACAACUACCGGGUGUGGUACAGCAACAAGCACCCCGCCAUGGCGGCCAUCACUCCGGGACACCCGUUCCAGGGCCAGUACAGUGUAACUGAUGUGAAACUACGACUCUCACACUCGGUGCAGAACAGUGAAAGAGGGAAGAAGAUUGGAAACGCCAUGAUGACCACCAGUCGCAGUGUGGUCCAGACGGGGAAGGCAGUCGGUCAGUCCGUCGGCGGAGCGUUGACCAGCGCCAAGUCAGCCAUGUCCUCCUGGUUCUCCACCCUGGCCCAGCCUGCAGCCGUUACCCCCCCGGAGUACCCGGAGCCCGCCACAGAGGUCCAACCCUGAAAUCAAGCACGCAAGUCCUCUGACUCUGUCCUCGUCCUCUGAUCCUCUGGCUCCUGUGAAGCCUGAGGGUCAGUGGACUGAGAGCUGGUUUUAUGAAGGAGAAAAACGGUCAUCUUCAAAUCAGGUUUUAAGUCUGAACCUGUCAUCCUCAUGUUUGGUGACUCCGGGCGGUGCAAUGGCACUCCGGACAGGAAGGCAGCGCUGCCAUUAUACUAACUGUACAGUCCAUAUCCACUGUGAGGCAGAGACUGCCAGCGCUUUCGAUCAAAAAACCCAGAAAUUUCAGCAGGCUGCAUCAAAACCUGACUGCCUGCUUGUGUUGCUGGAUGCUUUUUCCUGUGAGCCACUAAAGAUGCUGUCGUUGGGGUUUGCGUUGUUCACUCUUUUGCUGCAUUUGUAGAGUUUGUCUAUAUAGCUGACUAUUUUGCUGACAGAGAUAUAACAGAAAAAUAAAAACAAACUGGUGUCGCAGGAUUUGAGCAUGAGCUGUGGCACCUUGAAGAUUUUAAACGGUUUAGAUUUUAAUAAAGUUUGGCUCAUGUUCGGUGAUGUCUUCGUGACGACACUGUGGUUGUUGCAGUAACAGCAUGAAUUCCUCAAAGCUCCCAGCACCGGACAUCAAAAUAGCACUACAAAGACGGACUCAAUUUCAAUUUUUAAAUUUUGGUUGAAAUGAAAAUUGAGUUGACAAUAUUUUAAAUGUCUAACAGUGUUAGAAAUUAACAUCAUUUGGACAUUAAUAUUAUGACAUUAGCAGACAUUGGGUAUUGUUCUCUUUCCUUUA
Molecule: messenger RNA, 2775 nt
Organism: Plectropomus leopardus (leopard coralgrouper)
Lineage: Eukaryota; Metazoa; Chordata; Actinopteri; Perciformes; Serranidae
Gene: avl9
Product: AVL9 cell migration associated
Cellular component (GO): cytoplasm
Source: RefSeq, a predicted model, not a curated record